Messenger RNA from Aspergillus calidoustus, 756 nucleotides. The record is from the annotation of a GenBank genome assembly. Lineage: Eukaryota; Fungi; Ascomycota; Eurotiomycetes; Eurotiales; Aspergillaceae.
AUGGGACCGAAAGCAAAGGUCUUUGUUCCUCUUUAUGUGUACCCCGCUCCUGGUGCGUGGGAUCCGCUGGUCAAUGUGAUCUCUGCCCACCCCGAUGUCAACUUUACUGUUGUCGUGAACCCUGGUAGCGGUCCGGGCCCGAACGUCCUGCCUGACGGCAAUUACACUAGGGAGGUUCCCAGAUUAGCCGCUCAUGACAAUGUCCGGCUGCUGGGCUACGUCCCUACGACGUACGCUAAGCGCAACAUGUCGCUGGUGCGCAGAGACAUCGAGACUUACGCCGCAUGGCCAACCGUCAGCGCCAAUCCCAACCUUGCGGUUCGGGGAAUAUUUUUCGAUGAAACGCCGCAACAGUACAACGCUGAAGAUCUGGCGUACCUGAAGGAACUGGCUUCGAUCGUGCGAAGCGCCCCUGGUCUGGGGCCCGACAAUUUCGUUUUUCACAACCCCGGAGUCGUCCCCGACUCUCGCUACCUGUCGACCGCUGACUCGACUGUGGUCUUUGAGGCAACAUAUGACAACUUCCUGGAGCGAGAUGGAGCGAAGAUGUUCGAGCAGAUUCCAGACAGCGACCGCCGCCAACUCUGCGCCGUGAUCCACUCGGUUCCAGACAAUGUGGAAGGGUCACAGCUCCGUGGCUUCGUCAGGCAGGUCCGACGAGUUGCAGACGAGGUGUUUAUUACGCACCUGAGUACCGACUACUAUGCCAACUUUGGCGACCAGUGGGUUGAGUUUGUGAGUUUGAUGGCCCAAUAG